Saccostrea echinata is the source of this 4500-nucleotide messenger RNA. RefSeq lists its product as uncharacterized. Gene Ontology annotation, molecular function: calcium ion binding. The transcript has 26 exons. Lineage: Eukaryota; Metazoa; Mollusca; Bivalvia; Ostreida; Ostreidae. The record is from RefSeq and is a predicted model, not a curated record. The coding region runs from base 1 to 4500 and encodes 1499 amino acids.
AUGUCGAAAAACACUUGUUUGCUGAUAAUGUUGUUAUUGUCCACCGUUAGUUUUAGUUUGGCUUUAAAGAGAGAAAACAGUACUUGCCAGGUCUCAGACUUGGAGCCAGGGCGCCUACUGUCUUGUUCUGAUGAAAACAAUAUUCCAGUUUCUGUUGUAUCAGAGGUACCUAGCGGAUCCUCAUGCAAAAUGAUAUGUCCUUAUAAGGAAGUGGAGGCCUGGGUCACGUGUGACGACGGACUCUGGAAUGACUACUACAUCCAAUAUUGCAAAGAAUCCAUACCAACAAAGCGUGCACACGUAAUCAAAAAACGGGGUUGGAGAGUGAGAAUUCGAGUCCGGCGUUUUGUAAGAAAAAUUGGAUGCCUUUUUUCCCGGUGUAAACCACGUGAUACUACUGCACCAAGUUUAAUAUGCCCCCCAGAUCAGCAUGUGAAAGCAGAGAAAUUACAAACCUGGAAAAGGGUCUAUUGGGCGGAACCCACUGCAAAUGAUGGUAGAGAUGGGGCCAUAAAGCCAACACGUAAUGGCAAGGGACCAGGAAGCUACUUUUCCGGUAGGAAUAUUAUCGGAUACUAUGCACGUGACAAGAGUGGAAACAUGGCCCGAUGUGUCUUUACUGUGACAGUUACAGUUAAGAGAUGUCCAAAGCACAAUCCUAUUAGUAAUGGAUAUUUCCAGUGUCAUCCUAGUAAUGAUCCGAGAUAUGGUGCAACGUGUAAAUUCGGGUGUUAUCGGGGUUUUUCGCUCAUCGGAAACACACAACUGGAUUGUUUAUAUACUGAGUCAUGGAACUAUCCGACUCCACAUUGUCAAAAAAAAACAUGCCCCACUCUCUCUCCGUCUGUAGGCAAUUUAAACUAUUCCUGUACUGACGGUAACAAAUAUCGCAGCAUCUGUACAUAUUCUUGCGCCAAGGGAUAUGACAUCACUCCUGGUAUGUCACGUGUUCGUGUUUGUACAGCCAAUGGAAAGUGGAGAAGUGAAGAACCUACAUGUAUAGACAUCGAACCUCCAGAAAUUCAGCAAUGUGAACCUAUAGUUUAUGCAUUUGCCGAUAGGAAUUCGACUUACGGUGUUGCUACGUGGAAGGAGCCAAUUGCCAUUGACAAUCACGACAAAAACGUCACGGUUUCGAAAGAAGGGAAUAUCUCUCCAGGUGAUAGGAUACCUGCUGGCAAUUACAAAGUUACUUACAGGGCCAGAGACAAAUCUGGGAACAACGCUUCUGUGUGCACAACCAAUAUCAUAAUGAAAGUUCUAACAUGCCCAACUGUGUAUCCGACGCCUUUUCUGAGUGUAACGUGUCCCCAGGGAUCGAAAUACGGUGGUCAGUGUGAGUUUAACUGUGACCCUGGCUCUAUUCGAAACGGAUCUCAGAUUGCUGUCUGUGAGAUGAGUACAAUUGGUAACUAUGGAUAUUGGACCUGGGGUGAUAGGCAACCAUUUUGUCAAGUUAUACAGAACUGCAAACGCAAACCAAACGAGCCUAAAAAUGGUGCUGUUGCUUGUGACUACUGGCUGGGUGGAAAGUUUUGUCAAAUGCUUUGUAAAAGUGGAUAUGAUGUCAGCCGAGGUUCUCAUUUUUACGACAUGAUUGUUUGUGGCGAUAGUGGCGAGUGGCUUCCAGCAGGCGCGCUUCCACUUCCAGACUGCGCUGAGAAUCGUAAGGCAAAGAGAGGAAUUUUACGAAUGUCUGUAACAUAUUAUUUCAAUGGAGACUGUACAGAUUCUGCUGUCCAAGAAGAAAUCAAAAGAAAAUUCAUCGCAACAUUAAAAUAUUCAAAUUUCAAAGACGCCUGUGAAAUACACGCAACAGAGUGCAGAGUGGAAAAUGUUCAGGUGAAAUGUGGAGCAAACGGACGAAAACGAUCUGCUGAGCUAAGACUGGACUUUGAUGUUGCUGCUUAUUUCGACAGUUCAAAUUUUUCUGUCUCGUUCGCACAACUAAGACGCCAUCAAUCUGACAUAACAGACAAAUUAAAAGACGAUAAAUUGUCCGGUUCUCUUGAUUUCAAUGUCACCUCCAGUGGAAUCAUGGAAGCACAAGAUAUUGGAAAUUAUGAUCUUGUACUUGAUUGUCCAGAGAAAACUGUUCCAUCUUACAAAACUGUAGCGUGUGUUGAAUGUGCAGCCGGUACGUAUUAUGAUGUUACCACAGAAACUUGUCCGAUGUGUCCACGGGGUACAUACCAGAAAUUAAGUGGUCAAGAUCACUGUGUCAAAUGUCCAGCUGGUCAGACGACAGAAGCAAUAGGGGGACAGCUUCUAUCGCACUGUAAACCUGGUUGUGAACCUGGUUCAUGGUCCCCUGAUGGGACCCCAGAAUGUUCCCUGUGUCCGGUCGGGACCUACUCGGAUCAAUAUGGGUCAAUCCAAUGUACGGUGUGCCCAGGAUCAACUACAACAGUAGAGGAAGGCUCAACAGGAUUGUCAAAAUGUCAAGAAUUUGAUCUGCAACUUACGGACAGCAACCAAGUGGUAUCCAUAGAAUUUGAUACAGAGAAGAACACCAAUCGCUUUGUAGUUUCUGUUUGGACAAAAUAUGAACAAUCUGUGAACAACCUUGAUAUCAGCCUCUCUGCAAAAAAUGGAGCAAAAAUUUUGCAAAUUACAAUCGGCACUACUAUAAGAGUUAGCAAUUACAGUCGAAUGAUCGAAACAAGCACACAGAUUAGCACUGACAAGUGGCAUUCUGUAGUACUGGUGGUGGAUGGCGGCAGUACAGAACUGUAUAUAGAUAGCCAAAAAAGUGGAAACACAGGGCUUGAUUUUGAACUGCCAACAAAUAUUGUGCUGGGUUUAAAAGGUAAAGCCAUUGUCUCGCAGUUAAACAUAUGGAAUUACAACCUAACAUCUCUCACUGCCAUUCUUGCUAUGGCAAAAAAAUGUUUCAACAACGGCCACGGCGACAUUUUCCACUGGAAGGCAUUCGAGAAUGUGUCAGAUGAUAACACUUUCAAGCAAAUACCAAGCGAAUGCGAUGAUACUGAUGCCUGUCUAACAAACCCGUGCCAGAAUGGUCAGUGUGUGGACGGAAGGACCGGAUAUAGUUGUGAUUGUUAUUAUGGUUUCCAUGGUGACAACUGUGAAGAGAACGUGGAUGACUGUGUAGACCAUGCAUGUGAGAAUAAUGCCACCUGUAUAGAUGGCGCUGCGGAAUAUACUUGUCAGUGUGGAUAUGGCUAUAAAGGAGAACUGUGUGAAACAGUCAUGGUUGAUGGAUCAUGGGGGAACUGGGGUGAAUGGUCGUCAUGUUCUGUGACUUGUGGAAAUGGAACACAACAGAGGGCGAGAGACUGUGACGACCCAGCUCCUGAUAACGGGGGGCUGGAAUGUCUUGGCAAAAGCAUAGAAAAUAGGAAUUGUAGCCAACAAGAGUGUCCUGAGUGUAACAUGUUAGACAAACUGGACCAUGCGAUCUGGGUAUGUAGUAAUGACAGUGGGGGUAUUAACUGCACAGUUGAUUGUGAAGAUGGAUAUGAAUUCGACCAUGAUAUUAAACCUUUUUACUAUUGUGGAAGAGAAACAUUCUAUCUUUGGGACUUUCAGACCGACGAUAACCCCAAUGGCAAAACGCCUUACUGUUCUGAAAUAAGACCAAGUACCAAAAUGCAGAUCAGCUAUACCGCAUCGUACAAAGAUCUUCAAUGCGAUACGUCAAACUUGUACAGCGAAACUAACGCCAAGGUUCCGGAGACGGUUCAGCGAGACCUUAGCAAAGUGAACUGUAUUGCAACAGGUGUCUGUUUUCUUAACAAUAUAGCAGUAACUGGAUGUAGUCGGAGGACAAAAAGAUCAGCUGCAACUACUAGUGCAGGAUUCCAGGUCUCUUUAACAUGUGACUCAAACGUCCAUGGGUCUGAGGAGUGUUACACAGCCUUGUAUAUGUCAGUUGAUGAUUUGCAGUCUUUGGCUUGGAAUGAUUCGUUCGACACAACAGUUCAGGGAUCAGUGUACAAGAUCGAUCAAGCAAGCACCGAUGCCACUAGCUCUGUCAACUGUCCUACUGGCUCAGUGUCGGUUAAAUUUUAUUGUGUUCCUUGUGGUCCUGGUCGAUAUUUUAACAAAGAUGAAUGUCUCAAGUGUGAUUUUGGGACGUAUCAGGAUCGCUCAGGACAACUCUCGUGUAAAGAAUGCCCAUAUGAUACUACCACCCCUGGCAGAGAGUCAAGAAGCUCCACAGAAUGUUCUGUCAAACUUCAAACUUCAAAAAAUGACACAGUAUAUAUAUCCAUUAGCAUUCUAUCUGCGUUACUUUUAAGUGUUGUCAUAGCAAUGACUGUUCUUUUCGUUAGACGACAGUUCUGUGUUUCUCUGCGAGGAAAAGAAAUGAUUAUUGAAGCACAAAAAGGUUUCCAUCUCAGGCAGACCAAGCCAACAAUAGAACAAAGAGAGAAAAUUGACACUGGGAAACCAACCAAGUCGGAUACUUCACUGUCUGUUUUAGAUUGUCCUAUAGUUGAUGGAGACAUCGAGGUUAUAUACCUGAAACACUGA